AUGAUUAUGAAGCUUGCCGACCAUAUUGUACGGCUGCUGUUCAUCAGUAGCAUUUCUCUCUCUCGUGAGAUACCCAAAAAGGAUCACUCGUCCAAAAGGUAUUUCGCGAUUGAAAGUAAUUGGUCACCCUCCAAACUUUUGGAACUGCACCCUGAGUGGGCUUUCGAGCACGAAGUGCGCGGCUUGCCUGAUCACUAUGUUUUUUCGGAAAGACUUGAGCAAAUUUUGAAGCGGAGCAACUUACCAAGCGAGACUGAAGGCGUUAUUUCAUACCAUGCUCUGCCGCCUAAAAGGUUACAUAAGAGGAUACCCGUACCGGCACCCCCUAUUGACUCUAGCUUGAUUCCACUUCAGAACUUGAAGGAUCGUUUACACAUAGAAGAUCCUCUUUUUGAUAAACAAUGGCAUUUAAUUAAUACCAACUUUCCCGGAAAUGAUGUUAACGUCAGUGGCCUGUGGUUUGAAAAUAUUACGGGCCACAAUGUGGUUGCAGCAAUCGUGGAUGAUGGACUUGACUACGAGAGUGAAGAUUUGAAGGACAAUUUUAGUGCAGAGGGAUCGUGGGAUUUUAACGACAAUAGUCCACUUCCAAAGCCGCGUUUAAGUGAUGAUUACCAUGGGACUAGAUGCGCGGGGGAGAUUGCCGCGGUUAAAAACGAGGAGUGCGGUGUCGGUGUAGCAUACGACGCAAAUGUCGCAGGAAUCCGAAUUCUGUCUGGUGAAAUUACUUCAGAAGACGAGGCUGCUUCAUUAAUAUAUGCUUUGGACGUCAACGACAUUUAUUCGUGUUCUUGGGGCCCAUCUGACGAUGGCCGUUCUUUACAGGGUCCAGAUGAACUUGUUAAGAAGGCCCUAGUUACUGGAAUUUUGCAAGGCCGACAAGAAAAAGGAGCGCUCUACAUUUUUGCCAGUGGGAACGGCGGAAUGUUUGAUGACAAUUGUAACUUCGAUGGGUAUACCAAUUCGAUAUACUCUAUCACUGUUGGGGCCAUUGAUCACAAGGGUCUACAUCCCCCGUAUUCCGAAUCCUGCUCUGCGGUCAUGGUUGUCACUUACUCGUCAGGUUCGGGGGAACACAUACAUUCAACAGAUAUAAACGGCCGUUGUAGUGAUACACAUGGUGGGACAUCGGCUGCGGCUCCGUUGGCCGCCGGCAUCUACGCUCUGGUUCUCGAUGCAAAUCCGACCCUGACUUGGAGAGAUGUCCAGUACUUAUCGAUAUUGUCUUCGAUAGAAAUAAAUGACAACGACGGUGAUUGGCAAGAAGGUGCUCUAGAAAAAAGAUAUUCACACAAGUACGGUUUUGGUAAACUCGAUGCUUAUCGGAUCGCUGAUAUGGCACGAUCGUGGGUAAAUGUUAACCCUCAAGCUUGGUUUUACCUGCCAACCCAAAGAGUUGACAAGGUUACCUCCAACCACAAUGCAGUAGAGUCGUUUGUCAAGAUCACGGCAGAUGAACUAAAAGAUUCCAAUUUCAAACGAGUGGAGCAUAUUACCGUCACAGUUGAUAUCGAAACUUCAUUCAGGGGUCACACGGUGGUAGAUCUAAUUUCUCCUAGUGGAAUGGUAUCUUACCUAGGUGUUGCAAGAAGAAAUGAUGAUUCAAAGGAUGGCUUUGUUAAUUGGACGUUCAUGUCAGUCGCACAUUGGGGUGAAAGUGGCGAAGGAGAGUGGAGGAUCAGAACUCGCUCUACGGACAAAGAAGAGAAAAAUAUCAUAAAUUUCAAGAGCUGGCGGUUGAAGCUUUUCGGAGAGUCUCUAGAUGCUUCUAAAGCUGAAAGGUUUGCAUAUGGCAAUGAUAAAGAAGGCAACGAGGUGGCAGGUACUGGAUCAAAAAUUCCUACCUCAGAAACACUUUCCUCUUCACCUUCAGUCAGCACCUAUUCUUCGAGUACCAUAUCCCCUAUGAUUACAACCCUCGUGGCAACGCCCGUUUCUUCAUCAGAUGUCGCGGGAGAUGUGAAUAAACCAAAUCGUUUACCGCCUCCAUUUGAAGGAAUGCGCUAUUUCAUCGCCAUCUUUAUAAUAGGCGCUGGUGCUCUUCUAUUUUAUUUCUUCUUCUUCGUGAGAUCGAGAAGAAUUAUAAGAAGGACUCGUGCUGAGACUUACGAAUUUGACAUCAUUGACACCGAUUCAGACAACAGUUCCUCACUCAAUAACACUUCUCACUUUGGCCCAUCAGAUGCCGCCGAUAUCGAUAAUUUCGAUUUUGACUUAUCCGAUGAAGAUCUUCUCAGGAGUGCUUCCGGGUCACCCAGUCCAGUGCCCAAAGGAGAAUCUACUCCAAAGACAAGAACUAUGGAUGAAAUUUUGCAAAAUACAUCUGAGGAAGAGGAUCCGAGCUCACGCAAGUUUGAUAAUGCUGCAUCUCGCGAGGAUCCUCCCAAAUAG
Molecule: messenger RNA, 2391 nt
Organism: Lachancea dasiensis
Lineage: Eukaryota; Fungi; Ascomycota; Saccharomycetes; Saccharomycetales; Saccharomycetaceae
Source: the annotation of a GenBank genome assembly